AUGCAUCGGCUGAUCAACUCGUGCACCGAGGUGUGGCAGGGUGUGUGCAGGAAGCUGGGCUGGAGGAUCGAUGAGUCCAUUCAGGACGCCCCACACUGGAAGGGGGUGUACCUGAAGGCUAAGCUCCGCAUGGUGCAGCUGCAGGACCAGGAGGCCUUCGAGACCUCCUCCCUCAUCGGGCACAGCGCUCGAGUUUACGCCCUCUACUACAAGGACGGCCUCCUCUGCACAGGGUCUGACGACCUCUCUGCCAAACUAUGGGAUGUGCGCACCGGGCAGUGCAUUUAUGGAAUCCAGACGCACACCUGCGCCACGGUGAAGUUCGAUGAACAGAAGCUGGUGACCGGGUCCUUCGACAACACCAUCGCCAGCUGGGAGUGGAGCACAGGGGCCAAAAUCCAGCAGUUCAGGGGCCACACAGGAGCAGUGUUCAGCGUGGACUACAACGACGAGCUGGACGUGCUGGUGAGCGGCUCGGCUGACUUCACGGUGAAGGUGUGGGCUCUGUCUGCGGGGGCCUGCCUCAACACGCUCACCGGACACACCGAGUGGGUCACCAAGGUGAGAUCUGCAGAAAAAGGAAGUGGGUCUGUGGUGCACAGCCCUGGGGAUUACAUCCUCCUGAGUGUUGAUAAGUAUGAAAAUUAAGGUGUGGGCCUUUAGGCAAGAGAGAUCAACUGUAAGUGUCUGAGAGCUCUCCGGGUGUCGGAGGACCGCAGCCAAUCUCAGCCUGCCAGCCCCGCCUGCAGUCGACGAGGCGACAUCGUCUGCAGCUCAGACAUCGGUGUCUAUCAGUGGGACUUCGCCAGCUUCGAGAUUCUCAGGUUGAUAAUAGACGCAGUGAGCGCGUCCCUUGUCAACCUCUCCCUGCUCAGUUUUCGUUUCGACGAGGUGUUUUCGCUCCUCCUUCGACAACCACUUCCUGUAACGUGGAUGGAGCCUGAGGAGGAGGCCAUCUCAGGGCAUAUCGCUGAGAAACCCGCUCCCCCGGCCUACAGGAAGUCCCAAACGGGGGUCAGCUUCCUGCCCGGCCGUCACCUCCUGGCUCAACGGCCUUGGACGGGGAGCCAAUGA
Messenger RNA from Notothenia coriiceps (black rockcod), 1074 nucleotides. RefSeq names its product F-box and WD repeat domain containing 2 (gene fbxw2). The record is from RefSeq and is a predicted model, not a curated record. Lineage: Eukaryota; Metazoa; Chordata; Actinopteri; Perciformes; Nototheniidae. Gene Ontology annotation, molecular function: protein binding.